UGGACUCACUAGCUAGCUUUUCAUCCAAGCAGACUGUGACGUCCAGGUAUGCAGAGGAUUUCGUGGCCGCCGAAAUAGACACAAAGGGGGACUCUCUUCAAUUUCACCCGAAUUUCAAGUGAUUGUCGCCUUCUUUCUCCCCUCGUGCUUUGUGGGCAGCGGAGGAGUAAACGUCCCCCCCCUCUUGACGGCGUAUGUCAACGAGGCUUGGCGCAGAGCUUUGUUUUAAACGGACGGAGUCGAUAAGUUUCUAAUCGGAUUGAUGGUGUGUUGGACGAAGGCAGAGAGGACUACCAAAUUGGCCGGGCGAGGAGCUGAUGGUUUAUUCGGAACUGUCUGGGAAUCGGGCGAUGAAUGCUGGGGGGGGAUUUAUUCGGCGUGAUUUGAGCUGCAAGCAGCUGUCUGCCUAGGCGCGUUUAUGUAUAGCUUUUGCAGGGUCAAGAUGCAGGUUCGGACCGUGCUGGACGUCAAAGUGGUGGACGUGGAGAAAAGGCGCAGUCCAUCGAAACACUACGUGUAUCUCAUCAAUGUCACCUACUCAGACAAUACCUCCCACAUCAUUUACAGAAGAUACAGCAAGUUCUUUGACCUUCAGAUGCAAAUACUUGACAAGUUUCCAAUUGAGGGUGGACAAAAAGAUCCAAAGAAGAGGAUUAUUCCAUUUCUGCCAGGCAAAAUUCUCUUCCGAAGGAGUCAUGUGCGAGACGUGGCUAUGAAGCGACUGCGUUUCAUUGACGACUACUGCAGGGCCCUCGUGCGACUCCCCCCUCAAAUUUCACAGAGUGAUGAAGUGCUACGCUUCUUUGAGACAAAAGCUGAGGACCUCAACCCCCCCGUGGAGGACUAUGGCUCCAAGCGCAAGUCGGUAUGGAUGUACGGCAUUACCGACGGCCCGAGGAAAGAGGCGUCAGGGAUUGACAGCUUGGAGCCUAUGGUACUGGAGCAGUAUGUGGCUGUGGCCAACUACGAAAGACAGGAGAACUCUGAGAUCAACCUCAAAGCCGGCGAGACAGUGGACGUGAUUGAGAAGAGCGAAAGUGGUUGGUGGUUUGUCAGUACAGCAGAGGAGCAGGGCUGGGUGCCUGCCACAUAUCUCGACUCUCAAAGUGGAACCAGAGACGAUUUGGAUUUAGGCACCUCCAGGACAGGGGAGGUGACUAAAAGACGCAAGGCCCAUCUGAAGAGGCUCGACCGUCGAUGGACACUUGGGGGUAUUGUGAACCGCCAACAGAGCAGAGAGGAGAAAUAUGUAACAAUACAGCCAUAUACCAGUCAAGGGAAGGAUGAAGUCAGCUUUGAGAAAGGGGUCACCGUGGAAGUUAUUCAAAAGAAUCUAGAAGGCUGGUGGUACAUCAGAUAUUUGGGGAAAGAAGGCUGGGCCCCUGCUUCCUACUUGAAAAAGUUAAAAGAAGACUUCUCCCCUCGUAAGAAGACACUGUCGGGACCCGUGGAAAUCAUUGGCAACAUCAUGGAGAUCAGCAGUCUUUUACAAAAGAAAUCAGUCAGCGAAAAGGACAUCCAGACGGACGGCGAUGGUAGCACCACACCGGAGCGCCACAUCUCCAAGAGCGAGAUCAGCUUGCCUAUGCCCUUUAGCUCGGAGAUCAAUGCCGAGACAGGCAGGAGGUUGAGCGCAGGCCGUGAUACUAACAGUCCUUGCCUGGGAAUAGCGGCGGCGAGCUCCGCCCGGAAUGAAGCCAAAGUGAGAGGCGAACCGAGUUCCCCGGCCGUUGCCAGAGUAGCACCGCACAGAGUUGAAAUUGGGUCUCCUAAUCUGAGACAAAAACCUCCUCCGAGAAGAGAGACCAAUUUGGGUUUGCAGUUGCCUAAGCCACCAGAGCCACCUGCUGUGGAAGCAGAAUAUUACACCAUUGCCGAUUUCCAGUCCUCCAUUUCCGAUGGCAUCAGCUUCCGUGGAGGACAAAAGGCUGAUGUAAUAGAGAAGAACCCCGGAGGUUGGUGGUAUGUGCAGAUUGGAGAGAUGGAGGGAUGGGCACCAUGCUCCUACAUCGACAAACGCAAGAAGCCCAACCUCAGCCGUCGAACCAGCACCCUGACCAGGCCCAAAGUCCCACCCCCGGCCCCACCUGUGAAAAAGCAUGAUUCUGAGGAAACUCCUCCUCCGAGCACGUCCACUCCUAAAGUAACAGAUUCUGUCAAAAGAUCCGUGUAUGAGGAACCUGAAUAUGAUGUUCCAGCAGUUGGCUGUGAAGGUGAAUCGGAUACAGAUUCUUUCAAAGAUGAACGUUCCUUGGACGUUAAAAUUAGUAAUGUAGUCAGCAACAAGUAUCGCAGUUCCCCUCCCUCAAGUAAAACGUCCCCUCUUGUGUGCCAAAAAUCACCAGUUUUCACCCAUCGAAGGGCCUCCUUCCGAUCUGUCGAAGAAGUUGCUAAAGAGGAACGAAUCUAUGAAAAUGAUCGCUUUCAAUCUAGUGGUGGUACAGAAGAAAAAACGGCACAAGUGGCCACCGAGCCUGACUUUCCAAGGACGUACCAUUCCUCUACAGUUCCACGCAAACCCUCUGGAUCUUCACCGUUGCCCGGUCACCCCAGAAAAACAAUGACCCCAGAGAUGAAUAGAAGAAGCCAGACUCUUGGUAGACAAACAGACAUUCACUUCCAGCCCCAGGAGAACAGUCCCCAUUCCUCGGCAGAUGGAUUGAAUCGAAGUUCCAAGAAAUGCGCGAGAAUUAGCCGGGAUGUGGAACAGAGAAUAGGUCAGAGCCCGUCUACCAGACCGAAGCCUUCUGUCAGACCUAAACCACUCCUUACGAAAUCAGAGCCUCAGAGUCCUGAGAGGAUGGAUGUCAGUUCCUUGAGAUGCCAAUUGAAGCCCACAAGUCAGUUACGACAUGGACACAAGACUUCUCGAGGAGAAGACUCGGAUGCCGCCUCUGUAAAAUCAUCAGGGGAAUCUCUGUGUUCACGCAGUACCGCAGAUGUUUCAUCUGUUUACUCCAAAGGUAGCUACGGAGACUCUGACGUAGAAGGAUCCUGCCUGUACCGCUCCCUGGAUGCAUACAAGAAAGUCCAAGAAUCAGAGAUCAGCUUUCCAGCUGGGGUGGAAGUCGAGGUUCAGGAGAAGCAAGAGAGUGGCUGGUGGUAUGUGCGCUGGGGUUCUGAGGAGGGUUGGGCACCCUCAUACUUUCUGGAACCUGUCAAGCGAGUGGGUGACGCUGUGAGGCGAGAAUCAGAUGGACACGGUAGUAAGUCCGAUAGCCUGGAGAAAAACGAAAAGCACGUCACGGAUCUAAAUGACGUCAAUCUUCAGGGUCUGACCCAGCAGCAUCAAGGCUUGAGAAGGAACACACCACCAAUUCCUUCAAAGCCUCCUGGUGGCUUCACCAAGCCAUCCGGGAUGGUCAAUGGAAGUGUGCGGAUGAGGAAUGGGGUACGCCAAGUGGCAGUGAGGCCCCAGUCCGUAUUUGUAACGUCGACGCAGCCGGCAAAGGAUACACAUUACAUGACGGGUUCUCUGAGACGGAAUGACUCUCUUGGCAGGAGUGAUCGCUAUAGCUCAGGUUCUGCCACACUCGGUGUCCACCGAAAUGCCUCCUUUAGCACAGUGCGCCCCCACGUGGUUGUUGAAAGUCAGACGCGACCCGCCGAGCGCUCCAACCUCGGCUCCUCGGUGAGCGGAUUCAGUUCAAGCAAUGUCCCGGAUCCCCUUGGCAGAUUUACCCAGCGGAACGGUAUCCCCGUGUCCACAGUCCGUCCCAAACCCGUGGAGAAGAGCCAGAUGAUCAAAAAUAACCUCGGCAGGGAUGUGUACGUGUCCAUCGCCGAUUACCGUGGUGACGAAGAGACAAUGGGCUUCACCGAGGGCACAUGUCUGGAGGUCUUGGAGAGAAACCCCAACGGUUGGUGGUACUGCCAGGUGCAGGACAGCCUCCUUCCCCGUAAAGGCUGGGUCCCGUCUAACUAUCUAGAGCGCAGGAAAUAACGGCCACCCAUAUUCACUUCACUAACACCUUUUUGAUGUCCCUGAGGGAAGUGGGUGAUGUCACCCCUCAAGAAUGUUACCCACCGUCUCCUGCAAGCAAUACGUCCUUGACGAUGGCCACUUACAGAGAAAAGACUGUGUGAUCUGAGAUGGAAGGACACAUCAAGUGCUGGCUUACUAAAAUAUAUACAAAGAGGAUUGUGAAGUAUUUAUCCGGAAGCGACGGAUUGGUCAUAUUUAUAAGGACCACCUUAACUAGAUGGUAGGAAAAGGGGGUUUUCUAUAUUUCCAUCACAGGCUGUGAUGGUUAAGUGCCUUUUGUAUUUCGCCUGAAUGGAAAUAUUAAAUGGUGGAUGGCAAACUGUAACACCAACCAAA
Molecule: messenger RNA, 4321 nt
Organism: Hippocampus zosterae (dwarf seahorse)
Lineage: Eukaryota; Metazoa; Chordata; Actinopteri; Syngnathiformes; Syngnathidae
Gene: sh3pxd2aa
Product: SH3 and PX domains 2Aa
Exons: 15
Coding region: 419-3943 (1174 amino acids)
Biological process (GO): superoxide anion generation
Cellular component (GO): cytoplasm
Molecular function (GO): protein binding; phosphatidylinositol binding; superoxide-generating NADPH oxidase activator activity
Source: RefSeq, a predicted model, not a curated record